Messenger RNA from Aspergillus bombycis, 3369 nucleotides. Its product is annotated as putative SNF2 family helicase/ATPase. The record is from RefSeq and is a predicted model, not a curated record. Gene Ontology annotation, cellular component: chromatin; nucleus. NCBI's taxonomy places the organism in Eukaryota, Fungi, Ascomycota, Eurotiomycetes, Eurotiales, Aspergillaceae. Bases 1 to 3369 code for a protein of 1122 amino acids. Gene Ontology annotation, molecular function: ATP-dependent chromatin remodeler activity; DNA binding; ATP binding. Gene Ontology annotation, biological process: nucleosome organization; regulation of transcription by RNA polymerase II. The transcript is spliced from 5 exons.
AUGGCGCCUUCGUUCGCCCCCACCUCAGAAACACCCUCUCAAGCAGAUACUCCCAUGACAGAUGCAAAUGAUGAACCCGUCACGUCGGUACCCGUAGAUGACGCGCAAAUGGGGGGCUACCAGGACACUCCAGACUAUACGGAUUCGGAUACAAACCCAAACACCACAGCAAGCAGUGUUGCAGGCGACACAGUUCCCGUCGACGGCCGAAGAAAGCGAUCUGAGGCAUUUCAUCUAAGGAAGAGCAUCCUGGGUAAAAAGCAUGGUCGUCUGGACGAGUCAAAGGAAGAUGAUUCGAUUCGGAGAUUCCGUUACCUCCUCGGGCUUACCGACUUGUUUCGCCAUUUCAUCGAAACCAACCCCAACCCACGGAUCAAAGAAAUAAUGGCUGAGAUAGACCGGCAAAAUGAUGAGGAAGAGGCAAAGGCCAAGAAAAAAGGCUCGUCACGGUCAGGCGGUGCGGGUGGUGACAGGCGUCGCAGGACGGAACAAGAGGAAGACGCAGAGCUAUUGAAGGAUGAGAAGAGCGGCGGCGAAACCGGCACCGUCUUUCGUGAAUCCCCGCCAUUCGUUCAUGGGGAAAUGCGAGAUUAUCAAAUUGCUGGAUUGAACUGGCUUGUUUCUCUACAUGAGAAUGGGAUCUCUGGUAUCCUUGCCGAUGAGAUGGGCUUGGGUAAAACCCUUCAAACCAUUUCUUUCCUCGGGUACCUCAGACAUGUCUGCGACAUUACAGGACCUCACCUGGUUGCUGUACCGAAAUCAACACUCGAUAAUUGGAAACGCGAAUUUCACAAAUGGACACCUGAAGUUAAUGUUCUUGUUCUUCAGGGAGACAAGGAGGAGCGUCAUAAGUUAAUAAACGAAAGACUUCUUGAUGAGAACUUCGAUGUGUGCAUCACCAGUUACGAAAUGGUUCUUCGGGAGAAGUCUCAUCUUAAGAAGUUCGCUUGGGAGUACAUCAUCAUUGAUGAGGCCCAUAGAAUCAAAAACGAAGAAUCGUCACUCGCACAGAUCAUUCGUGUGUUCCAUUCCCGGAAUCGUCUGCUAAUCACUGGUACUCCACUCCAGAACAACCUCCAUGAGCUUUGGGCCCUUCUAAACUUCCUUUUGCCGGAUGUUUUUGGCGAUUCGGAGGCAUUCGAUCAAUGGUUCUCAAACCAAGAGUCUGACCAGGACACCGUUGUCCAGCAACUUCACCGAGUGCUACGACCCUUCCUUCUCCGCCGUGUUAAGAGCGACGUAGAGAAGAGCUUGCUUCCCAAGAAGGAGGUCAAUCUUUAUGUACCCAUGUCAGAGAUGCAGGUGAAGUGGUACCAGAAGAUUCUUGAGAAGGAUAUCGACGCUGUCAACGGUGCCGCUGGAAAGCGCGAAUCUAAGACCCGUCUCUUGAACAUUGUCAUGCAACUUCGCAAAUGUUGUAAUCACCCCUAUCUUUUUGAAGGAGCUGAGCCGGGCCCUCCUUAUACAACGGAUGAACAUCUUGUGUACAACGCCGGCAAGAUGUCAAUCUUAGACAAGCUCUUGGCACGUAUGCAGAAACAGGGAAGCCGUGUUCUUAUCUUCUCCCAGAUGAGCCGUGUGCUUGAUAUCUUGGAAGAUUACUGUGUUUUCAGAGAGUACAAUUAUUGCCGUAUCGAUGGCACGACAGCGCAUGAGGAUCGAAUUGCUGCAAUUGACGAGUACAACAAGCCAGGAUCGGACAAGUUUGUCUUCCUGCUUACCACUAGGGCGGGAGGUCUCGGUAUUAACUUGACAACUGCGGAUAUCGUUGUCCUUUACGACAGUGAUUGGAACCCCCAGGCUGAUCUGCAGGCCAUGGACCGUGCUCAUCGUAUUGGUCAGACAAAGCAAGUGGUUGUAUUCAGAUUUGUCACAGAGAAUGCGAUUGAAGAGAAGGUCUUGGAACGUGCAGCCCAGAAGCUACGGUUAGACCAGCUUGUUAUUCAACAAGGCCGUGCUCAGCAGCAGACCAAGAACGCCGCGUCAAAGGAGGAACUGCUUGGCAUGAUCCAGCACGGAGCUGCGAACGUGUUCAGCAAUGACAAUUCGACUGCACCUUUUAAUGCCGAUAAACAAAUUUCCGAUGAUGAUAUCGAUGCGAUUUUACGCAAGGGUGAGGAGCGAACUGCAGAGCUGAGCAAGAAAUAUGAGAAACUUGGUAUCGAUGAUUUGCAAAAGUUUAGCUCCGAAAGUGCAUACGAAUGGAACGGAAAGGACUUCACAGAUCGCAAGAAGGACAUCGGCCUCAAUUGGAUUAACCCGGCAAAGCGCGAACGGAAAGAGCAAUUCUACUCUAUUGACAAAUACUAUCGCCAAGCGCUAGCUACUGGAGGAAGAACGGCUGAUCCCAAACCGAAGGUCCCUCGGGCACCUAAGCAAAUUGCUGUUCACGAUUGGCAGUUCUUCCCUCCGGGACUCCAAGAACUCCAGGAGAAAGAAACCGCCUACUUCCACAAAGAGAUUAGCUAUAAAGUUCCACUCCCUGAUGGGCCUGAAGAGGAACUUAGUGAGCGUGAAGCCGAGCGCGAUUUGGAGCAGCAAGAAAUAGACAAUGCGGUGCCAUUGACGGAAGAAGAGCAGUCGCAGAAGGCUGAAAUGUCAGAAGAAGGUUUUUCAACCUGGAAUCGCCGUGAUUUCCAGCAGUUUGUUAAUGGUUCGGCCAAAUUCGGACGCACUGAUUAUGUUGGGAUCGCCACAGAAGUGGAUAGCAAAGAACCAGAUGAAGUUGAGGAAUACGCCAAGGUGUUUUGGAAGCGGUACACCGAGAUCCAAGACUACCCUAAAUAUCUCCGCGUUGUUGAGCAGGGAGAGGAGAAGCUGCGCAAGAUGAACCAUCAACGUAAAAUGCUUCGCAAGAAGAUGGAGAUGUACCGCGUUCCUCUUCAGCAACUCAAGAUCAACUACACGGUGUCUACCACUAAUAAGAAGGUGUACACCGAAGAAGAGGAUCGGUUUUUACUGGUGAUGCUCGACAAGUACGGGGUGGAUGGUGAGGGACUGUACGAGAAAAUCCGGGAUGAAAUCCGCGAGUCCCCACUCUUCCGGUUCGACUGGUUCUUCCUAAGCCGAACGCCCGUGGAAAUCGGACGCCGUUGUACUACACUAUUGAAUACUGUUGCAAAGGAGUUUGAAGUUGCGGACGAGAAAGCCAAUGGCGAGUCUGGCAAGGGUCGUGGACGUGAUCGAGACGACGAGGAUGCUGAAAACGACGAUGAUGGAGCACCGGCUAAAAAGAAGAACAAGGGCGGCGCAGUGAACAAGCAGGUCAAGGCUGUUAAAGGUAGCAGCAAAGCCAAUUCUACGUCGACGUCGCGGGCAGCUAGUGUCUCGUCCAACACGGCACCAAAGGCAAAAAGUCGUAAGAAGUAA